AUGGCCUCCCGUCCGACCGUCACCAUCAUCGGCGCCGAUGGCGCUGCCACCGGCAACACCCACGCCAUCCCGGCUGUCUUCUUGAGCCCUAUCCGCCCGGAUAUCGUCCAGCAGGUUCACACCGGCAUGGCCAAGAACAAGCGCCAGCCGUACGCCGUCAGCGAGAAGGCUGGUCACCAGACCUCUGCCGAGUCUUGGGGAACUGGUCGUGCUGUUGCCCGUAUCCCCCGUGUUUCUGGUGGUGGUACCCACCGUGCUGGUCAGGCUGCUUUCGGUAACAUGUGCCGUUCCGGUCGCAUGUUCGCUCCCACCAAGGUCUGGCGCAAGUGGCACAUCAAGAUCAACCAGGGCCAGAAGCGCUUCGCUACUGCCUCUGCUGUUGCUGCCUCCGCCGUCACCCCCCUCCUGAUGGCCCGUGGCCACAAGAUCUCCAACGUCGCCGAGGUUCCCCUGGUCGUCGACUCUGCUGCUUUCAGCAACGCUGCCUACGCCAAAACCUCUGCUGCCAUUGGCCUGCUCAAGGCUGUUGGCGCCGGUGCCGAGCUCGAGAAGGUCAAGAAGUCUCGCAAGGUCCGUGCCGGUAAGGGCAAGCUCCGUGGCCGUCGUUACCGCCAGCGCCGCGGUCCCCUCGUCAUUUACGACCCCGAGGUCGAUGGCAAGGAGCUCGUCACUGGUUUCCGCAACAUCCCCGGCGUUGAGACCUGCUCCGUCUACUCCCUCAACCUCCUGCAGCUCGCCCCCGGUGGCCACCUGGGCCGCUUCAUCGUCUGGACCUCUGGUGCUUUCAAGGCCCUCGACACUGUCUACGGCACCACCACCAAGCCCUCGACGCUCAAGAAGGACUUCCUCCUGCCGUCCAACCUUGUCUCCCAGGCCGACCUUGGCCGUCUCAUCAACUCCUCUGAAAUCCAGAGCGUUCUGCGCGCGCCCAAGGGCGAGGCCCGCACCAAGCGCGGCGCCGUCCAGAAGAAGAACCCCCUGCGCAACAAGCAGGUUCUUCUGCGCCUCAACCCCUACGCUGCCACCUUCAACAAGGAGAAGAUUGGCCAGCAGAAGAUCAACAACGAGAAGCCCAAGGACGUUCCUCAGCCGUGGAAGGAGCUGCUGCACGAGGUCUAA
Thyridium curvatum is the source of this 1119-nucleotide messenger RNA. RefSeq lists its product as uncharacterized. Gene Ontology annotation, cellular component: cytosolic large ribosomal subunit; ribosome. Gene Ontology annotation, molecular function: RNA binding; structural constituent of ribosome. The transcript is spliced from 3 exons. The record is from RefSeq and is a predicted model, not a curated record. Gene Ontology annotation, biological process: translation. Bases 1 to 1119 code for a protein of 372 amino acids. Lineage: Eukaryota; Fungi; Ascomycota; Sordariomycetes; Thyridiales; Thyridiaceae.